UCACUUGGUGAUAGGAGUAUUGCAAUAGAUCAAAACUACCAGUCUCCUCAUGUCCGUAUGAGAUGGAAAGUUCAAAAAAACUUGGAAUAGAUUACAUUUAUAUGUAGCCUAAAAUGAGCUAAUAGAUCAAAGGUCAAUUAAAGGGGGUAAUGUAUAGAAGGAUUAGAAGGCCUGUACUGUCGCACAGAUAGAGUAUGGAAUUAAGAGUGAGAAGCUUCAGCAAAGGACAUUUUCUGUACACAUUAACCCUACUGGCACCUUGUUGACAGCCGGCAGUGCUCUCUCGAGGCGCUUUCGGCCACAGCCGUCGGCUUCAGGCUCCGAGGUCGACCGAUGCGAUUGUGCACCUCACAUGUUGCCCUUCUGCAAUGCCCUAUCUCCCAUCACAAUCUCGCAUUUUCGCAAUCAAGCCCAACUCUCGAACCAACCAUAAGAACCUCCAGCGCCCUUGCUUAGUCCAGAAGCUUAUUGAUCUCUGCUCACACGGCCACAUCAAACAAGCGGUUGAUUCUCUGUACUUGUUAGCUCGUAAAGGCCUGCGUUUAGACUCCAAAACCAUAGGUUUUCUCUUACAACAAUGUGCUGACUCGAAAGCUAUUAAACAGGGGAAAUGGAUCCAUCUUCAUCUCAAACUCACAGGUCUAAAGCACCCAAGCACAUUCAUAGCCAACCAUUUGAUCAAUAUGUAUAGCAAAUGUGGUGAUCACGUCGAAGCACGGAAAGUGUUUGAUAAACUGACCACAAAAAAUAUCUAUUCUUGGAACACAAUGCUCUCUGGGUAUGCUAAACUAGGGAUGGUAAAGCCUGCCCUAAAGCUGUUUGAGAAAAUGCCUGAAAGGGACAUGGUUUCGUGGAACAUCAUGGUCAUUUCGUAUGCACAAAUUGGAUACUUGGACAAAGCUAUCCAAUUCUAUAGAGAGUCAAGGAUAACAAAUUUCAUGUUGGACGAGUACAGCUUUGCUGGGGUUGUUAGUGUCUGUGUCAAGGCAAAGGAGUUGCAUUUGACAAGGCAAGUUCAUUGCCAGGUGUUGGUUUCUGGAUUUUUAUCGAAUUUGGUCCUUCCCAGUUCGCUUCUUGGUGCAUAUGCUUCAUGUGGGGAGAUGGGAGAAGGUAGGAGGCUGUUUGAUACAAUGAAAAUCAGGGACGUUCUCACUUGGACCACAUUGGUUUCAGGAUAUGCAAAAUGGGGUGAAAUGAAAUCAGCUAGAGAAGUGUUCAAAAUGAUGCCUCUGAAGAGCCCUGUGUCUUGGACUGCUUUAAUUUCUGGUUAUGUCCGAAAUGGUUUCUGUGUUGAGGCCAUUGUCAUCUUUGGAGAGAUGAUGAAGAGUCAAAUCAAACCAAACUGGUUUAACUUUAGUAGUUGCUUAUCCGCUUGUGCCAGUAUAUCAUCACUUGUUAUUGGUAAACAAAUUCAUGCCUUAUUGAUAGUAACUGGAAUGAAACCUAAUACAAUUCUAUUAAGGUCUCUCAUCGACAUGUAUUCAAAAUGCGAAAGUUUGGAAGAUGGGGAGAGGGUGUUUAAUGUUCUGGGUGUCAAUCAAAAGGCAGUAUUUGGAUCACAGUGAUAUGUGCACUCUCACAGCAUGAUGAUGGUCAGAAAGCAUUCUGACUAAUUUGAAUCUUGUGUAAAAUGAGAUAGAGGAUUACCUUUCUCAUAAACCUCACCCGGGGCUUGCCUUUUUUUUUUAUAAGCCAUUCGUGCACAUGAUAUUGCUCUACAGCAUUAGGAUCGGAUAUUAAGAAUUAUGUUGGGACUAAUUCAAUCCCAAAAGAGCUUUCAAAAGAUGAGGAUUGUUGUUGAACACUUAUUAAAGGACUAUUCGUUCUGUUUAUAUAGGACCCUCUCCAAUAUUACACUUGCAUAUUUGAUCUUCUGGGCAGAACCAGACAUUUUGAUCUCCUGAUACAUCAUAUUAGAAAGAUGCCUUAAUGACAUGGUGAUGAUUGUUUGGAAUGCCUACUUGGUGUGCGUAGGAUUGGCAAUGAUGUAGAGUUUUCCGCAGAAAAGCAUAUUUACAUGCCCCGUCUACUUAUAUGUUACUGUCGAGUAUAUACGCCUCUCUUGUCUUGGAAAUAGGAGUAUGUAGAGAAAAGGGCAGUGCGCUUAUGAAUGAGUUCUGGUAAAAGAAACAUUUAGGCCAAUUGGUGGUUUACUCCUUCGUCUGCUUGGUUAGCAAAUUCACUGUAAAUUGUGUCUAUUUAUGCAAUGUUAUACGGAGUAACUCAUAAGCCAUAACUUUUAAAUGCAAGCAUACCCAAUUUUGGAAUCUUCUAGCUACUCAGAAUGAAUGAUCAUCAUUUCUUAUAAAUGCUUACACCUUCCUCU
Cuscuta europaea is the source of this 2326-nucleotide messenger RNA. The record is from the annotation of a GenBank genome assembly. Lineage: Eukaryota; Viridiplantae; Streptophyta; Magnoliopsida; Solanales; Convolvulaceae.